AUGUCCUCUGGUCGCGUCUGUGCACGUUGUUCUCGCAUCAAGCAACGAUGCGACGGCGGCAUGCCGUGUUCGCGCUGCGCUCGCCUGGGUCAUGUCUGCGAGCCCCAAAAUCCGGCCCAGAGAGGCCCAAGACCGUCCGAUGCGACAGCACUGUGGGUGUUUGCAAAUCGCAGACCUCGCGCCUCGAGGUCCCGGUCUGGCUGUCUGUCAUGCAGGUCAAGAAAGAAGAAAUGCGACGAGAUCAUGCCUCGAUGCGGCGAUUGCCAACGCCUGAACCUCCCGUGUCGAUGGCCGAGUGACCACCAGUCCAGCCGGGCAGGGAGCCGACAUGCCCCCUCGUCUGUCAGCGCUGCUUCGGAAACUCCUGAGGUCCUGUCGCCGCAGACAACAUCUUCCGACGAGGGUCGGUCUUCGGUCGAGGAGUUGCCGGUCGUCAGCUCCCGGGGUUCGCGCUCGCUGGGGAUGCGCCUAUCGCCGAAUUGCUCGUGGAAUCCUCACCUUCAGACGAGCGAAGACAGGUCGCUGUUCAACCACUACGUCCACAUCGUCGCCCGUGCCUUGUCUCGCUCCAGUGAUCUGGACGGCAACCCAUUCAUCGCCACACUGCUCCCGAUCGCCGCGACCUCGGACACGGUGACCAACGUCAUCCUGGGAUUGAGCGGAGGCCACUGGAGGAGAGUCUAUCCCAACAUAUGGAACCGUGCGCUGACCCGACAGGGGAAAGCAUUAUCGCAGAUCAACCGCCUUCUCACGCUCUCAGACCCACGCUCCACCUUCGAGGCCUGCACCGCCGUCCUGCUGCUCUGUCUGACGGAGCUCUUCGACGGCACCUCCCGGGUAUGGAAAUGGCACUUGAAAGCUGCCAGCGCCAUCCUGAAAUCCCUACCGAUGGACUCCCUCGCAUCCAAGUCAGAAUGGAACUUUUGCAUCAGUCUCUUCCACUAUCUCGACGCCAUGUCGACCAUCUCCAGCUGCAAGCCCCCGUUACUGCACAGCGACAGCACCAUCGAGGAUUUUACCGCCCUGCUGGCGUCCCGGACGCCUCCGGAACCAUUGCCUGAAUCCAAAGGCUCCAUCGACGCUAUCUACGGCAUCUCCCCGGCUCUCUUCGAUUUUCUCGGAAUGGUGAACCUCCUAGCCGACCACCGUAAUCGUCGCGUGGACGAACUAUCCGAAAUCGGAUUCCGCACCGCUGCCGCACAUCUCGAGUCUCAGGUGGACUCCUGGCGAUCAAACCAAGACCAUAUUACAGAUACACCCUUAACCGGACCGGCGAAGGAAGUUGCCGCCGCCACGACGGCAUUCGAGUGGGCCAUCCGGCUGCGCCUUCACCAGAUCGUGGAGGGGUAUGAUCCCUCGCAUGAGAAGGUAGAAUCAUCCAUCCAACGGAUCCUGGCCGCUGUCCUGGAGAUUCCGUACGGCAGCAAGGUCGAAGGGUGUCUGCUUUUCCCGCUGGUGAUCGCCGGCGCGAGCAGUACGGACAUGGAGCGUCGAAUGUUCGUCAAGGAACGGCUGAUGGUUCUGGAGAACACCCUGGGGUUCCGUCAUAUACAGUAUGCGCGGCCUUUGCUGGAGACGGUGUGGGAGGAUGAGCCGUAUGGAGAAGGCAGCGGACGGGGUCCGAAUUGGGCGUAUGUUCGCUACAGCCGGUUUCCGGGCGUUGUUUUUGUCUAG
Monascus purpureus is the source of this 1674-nucleotide messenger RNA. The record is from the annotation of a GenBank genome assembly. NCBI's taxonomy places the organism in Eukaryota, Fungi, Ascomycota, Eurotiomycetes, Eurotiales, Aspergillaceae.